AUGCAGAUAUACAAGCCGCCAUCUGACUCCUGGAAGGAAGGAGGAAUGAAACUGAAGGGAGCAUCUCUCCUAGGAGGAGAGGCUGAGAGCUGGGACUGUUCUACCUGGGUGAGCAAGCCUGUAAGACACAAGCCCAACAACAAAAUCAUGGUAACAUCUGGAGGAACUGGCCGCUCUCCCCUCAGCAUUCUACGAGAUGAUAAUUCUCCCAGUACUCCUGUUCCUCGCCAGGGCAAGAAGCAUGUGUUGGGAGAGAACCUUGGGGAAAAGAAGGAGGUGACAGUGGACUUGAGCAGGAGCCUUAAAUCUGGGAACUGUGCUUGGAAUGACUUGAACAAAGAGAACCAACAGUGUCCUUUUGUGGAGAAUUAGAGAUUUCCUUUUUCAGGAUCUUGCUGUAAUUUGAGUUUUCUGUGGGAGAAAUCCUGCAAUAGACUGAAAUUCUAGAGCAGUGAUCAUAUUUCUUGUCUAUCCCUGUGGGGAAAGAUUACUCUCUCUUUCUGUCCCCCUCCUACUUUGCCAUGUCUUAUGUACAGCACAGACUUUGGCUCUUCUAUUGUACAUUGCUGUAUUGAUUUUUCUGUUGAUUUUUUUAUCUGUAGUAAAUAAAUUUGUGUUAAGCCUUUAG
Molecule: messenger RNA, 628 nt
Organism: Manacus vitellinus (golden-collared manakin)
Lineage: Eukaryota; Metazoa; Chordata; Aves; Passeriformes; Pipridae
Gene: CDCA3
Product: cell division cycle associated 3
Exons: 4
Coding region: 1-372 (123 amino acids)
Source: RefSeq, a predicted model, not a curated record